UGGGAGUGAUGAUGUCAGCCGCCAUGAGACAAGCGACGGUAGCUGUACACAAAACAUAUCAACGUGUAUACGCACAGGGAGACGUAACCAAGUCCAGCGCCUGGCGCGAUCGCUGACGUCACCCACAACGGCUUUGGAUGAAGAGGGCGCCUGCGAGACGGCGGCGGUGUGCCGUUUAAAGCAGUUGCAGCGGUGAGCGACAAAAAGGAAUCUUGGGUGGCGGUUUCAAACGGAUGGAUUUUGUCAGGAUGAUGCACUGGAGGCAAGCGGACUGAGACGCACGACCUCUCUGGGAGGGUGAGAUAUCGGCCAGACGGUGACAUCCCUCGAUGUGAUGACUGAUUCGGGAGGAGGAGAUAAAAAGGUGUGCGAUUCAUCUACGCUGUAGACCGCGGGCCCACAGGGGAGGUGCCAAAGUGCUGUGAUCGUCCCUCCAACUACCUGCCGCCCCGCAGACCCUUACCUCUCCAGUCUCGUGCCAUCACCUCUCUAGUAAACAAAGAUCGACAACAAAGCUUCCACCUUGUCUCCCCCUCCCCUCACCGGCACGGGCAAGACGUGUUAAGCGCCACCAGGAACAACGCCAAAAGCUGACGGUGUCGCUGCAUGGCCCGCGGUGUUGGAGUGUUUGUGAGUUUAAAAAAAAACAACAACAAACACACGUCAAGACGAUGUAAACACGAACUCUCUCCUACACCCUGUUUGAACCGCCAGCAAUCCAUCGCUUCAUUGCGCCGCCACGUGUGUUGUUGUUUUCCUAUAGCUUUCAUCCGUGACGACACCGUGUCCUCCGGGCAAGUGACGUUCCCGCGACUGUUGCUGCUGUCGCCAGGAGUCAAGGCGAACACACGAACACCGCGUUGCCACCUGGCCCACCCCGGAAGAACGAGCGCCCGGGGCGCGCCAUCCAGCCAUCCAGCCACACAGUCACAGCGCGCGCGGUGCAGGGAGGGGGACCGGCCCUGCUUGUUUAUUGUUCCGCUGGGGGAAGUAAACAUCUAGUUGGAGGACCUGCCAAGCCCUUGGUUCGUCGCCAGCCGGCUCGUUCACUUUACGGCCCGCCAGGUGAAGGGAAGGGGGAGAGGCAGAAGGGUGGGGUGGGUGUCGAGAGCAAGGUGGAGCGCCCUCUCAUUACUGGCGACGCAGUUAUCGGCGUCAAGAGCGCGACGCCACACGUAACACCGGGGUUGGUAACCUGUCGACUUCGUCGUCUCUGGUGGCUUCUUCGUCACAGCCUGCCUGUGAGCCAGCGAGGCUUAGUCACUGUAUGUGUUUUCCCGUCGCCAACCCAAGGCUUGUUUGUAGGACAGCCUCCCCUUGGUCUCUUGUUGACGGUCGUGAACGUUGAGGCGAGAAGAGUUCAAGCAGCGACGUGUUGUAGGCGCGGGAAGUCGUACAGCGUGUGCAACCUGUCGCCGUCUGAUUGUUGACCUGUGGCGCGCGCGCGUGUGUGUGUUGUUAGAUGCUCAACUCUGAACCUGGAUACAUCAGGAGCUAAAGAUCACGUGGCUGACAUCUGCGCCUUUCAUCGUCGCCUCAUCCUUGACUCCACUUUCGUUUUAAGAUCAGAGAGGUGUUGAUGCGCGUUGUUCGCGUUUUCCCGACUUCCAGCCAGUGGUCAGUGAGGACACGCUUCUUACAUGCCUUCACGAGAGACCAUUCUGUGGCGAGGUGUGGAGAGAGCACAUCAGACAUCGUGUAACAACCACAGCUACUACUACAACAACUAGGCCAGCCAGACACACGCCGAGGGGCUGACAUCGUGUCGGGACUACUACUUCUAUUGUUACCACACCAACCGUAUCCACGGCUUGGGAGAGACUCGGCCCCCACCACGAUAACAAGGCCUUUGCCCUGAUUACAGGAAUCUCGGGGCUGGUUGUUUGUGGAGCCAGUGGAUGCGAGUAUCUGUCCGUCCUGCGAGGGCACGCCCUGGCGGUAACAAAGCUCCUCUCGUCCUUUUGUUGUGUCGCUUGCCAGAGCGGUGAGCCGCGGCACGCCUGGCGGUACUUGAGGCUGGAGAGGGGAGCAGUCAAGGGGGGUAGGUAGAGACACAGACCAGGUGUUCCUGUCUGUACACCACACGUCACUGCUGUUCGUCUGCACCAAUCCCUCCACGUGUUCGCGGGUGGACACACGAAGAUUUCCUCAUCUCGCGCGACAAAGGAGUUAAAAGUGUUCAGAUAUCGUUUUCAACAAGAACGAACAGGAUUCUUACUUAGCUGUCGAGACUUUAUAGAGAUCUCGUAUGUUGUGUUGAAUUGUGCUAUGUUCAUCGACUGGUAAGGUAGUUUUCCUCUUUUUUUGAGUGUGGUUGACUUGGAAGAUAUUAGAAGCAAGCGGGAAUACCCCCUCCUCUGUUGGAGGUGAAAAGAGCGACUGACCUUUUACCUGGCGUAGACAUUUGUGUGUAGGGCGGGAAACCCCUUUUUGUAUUUGCUUUGUGAGCGCGUGGUGUGUUGUUGGUGCGCGUACGCCUGUGGCAGACACGUGUAAGCUUGUUUAUUGAUCGAACAAGCACGUGCUUCCAACGCACUACGCAGGAUUACCCCUCACCCUCCCGUCCUAGGACCAGCUGCACUCUUUGUUAUUGUUUACCCCUUCAUCAUCUACUCCAUCUUUGUCCCGAUAAGCUUGCAGUGGACGCCGUUGUUUGGCCCAGUUUCCUCCUGUCGCGACCAAUAACAGGCAAGUUUGUUUUUAACCAGAUUGUUUUGGGUUUUUUUUUCUGACCGACUUGCCUUUUGGGCGGACGGAGGUUGUAUGCCAGCGGUUUAUAAAAUUGUCGGGUUUUGAGACUGGCUGAAGAUAAGCUUUGUUUCGCGGGACUUGCAAGCUUACACAAGUAUACAACGGUUGUAUAAACGAAACUGCUCAUCUGCUUCGCUUUUGUCUUGGAAGAGUACACGUCAGGCUCAGUGCGCCAGGUGUGGCCAGAAGUACAGAGAGAGAGAGGAAGCCUGUAUUACAUCACCUGGCAGUCAAGAGCAAACUCACAAGGGCACCCACCCCCGCGGUCGUGGGGAACAAAGGAGCAACAGGAAGCGGGCACUGUGUGGUCACACAGCACGGCUCAUCACAGUUCUGCUCCGUUGAGAGCACACGUCACCAGUACUGGGCAGCCAGGAAGACGAUAAAGCCCUCGCCUAGCGCGAAUCACAGCCAGUGCACUAUGUGGGACAGGUGAGAAGUGUCUGUGUGACAGGAGUGUGCCAAAGACGGAUUUGCUUGCAGCUGUUUGCUGACAGUUCCGAAGUUCGUCUGUCGCGUGCUUGUUAAGCUGUGUAUCUCCCCCCCCCCCCUGAAGCAACAGGAGCCUGCCCUCUUCGACACAAACCUGUUUGGGGGCAGGUGGGGGCUAGGGAAACCUUUCCGCUGAGUGACCGAGGGACGCCAUUCAGCGAGCAGGUCUCGUCCGCGCGCGCGUGCUUUUGUCUGUGCUGAACGAACGCACGUGAUUUGGCGCCCAGCACUUGUUCCCGGGAACGCUAAUUUGAAUAAGCACUGAGAGAGAGAGAGGAAAAGAGGGAGGGAGGCGAGAAACACGAGAUGAAUUUGGCAGUUGGCUGCGGUCGUGCCAUCAGUCGGACGUGAGAGGGCCAGACGACAGGAUUGGGAGCGCGAGGUGCAAUGUUUCUCGUGUGAGCGACGAGAGCGAGAAGACCAUGGGCAAGUCGCAAGAGGAGGACAUGGCGCGGCCUGUCAAAAGGCAGGUGGUAAGCGCCAGCGCAAACCUAGAGGUGGUCAGCGAGGAGAACUUUGCGCGCCGCCUGCAGGGCAUGAGCGCCUGCCUGAACUGCCAGAAGGAGCGCUCGGGGGGAGCGGGAGGAGGAGGGGGAGGCGGUGGUGGGAGUGGAGGGUCCGCGCACGGACCCCGUCCAAGCCACAAGCUAGGGGGCCGCGGGGGCAAGCAAGGACGGCGCAAGCAGGCCAAAUCCAACACCCCCAUCGUCAUCCAUCUCAAAGACACCCUGCGCUCGGUCCUGCAGCAGCGCCAGCGCAGCUUUGACACCGACUCGGACGUGUCGGCACGCUCCACUGACGAUGACGUCACGCAAGAGGUCUUCGGGGACGUCUCCAGCAUCCCAGAAUUCGUGCCGCAACAAGCGCCGCGUGUACCCCCGAGUCGUUCGCACCCUCACCACCAGCUGUCGCUGUCCCGUCAGCGGCGCGAGAAGUCCAAGAAGAACCUGACGGCGCUCAUCUCCGUUAUCGAGAAGGCGCACCGGAAGGACCCGUCUUCGAGUGGUCUGGUCGAGUCCAACUUGAGUCAGAACUCUAUCUGCUCCAAACUGUCGCACCUGCUGAACAAUGCCGUGAGCCUGCACGACAUAGGUCUAGGCUCGCAGCCGCAUCCGCCGCAGCGCAACAUCGGGGAGUGCGACAACGUGGAUGUCAUUUGCAAUGAUCUCUAUGAGACCGAAAAAAAGAGCACAGCGGAGACGUUGGAGGACUCGGACUCCGUGUUGUCAGACAAGUCUUCCAUCACCUCCAGCUCGGAUGCAUUGUCGGACUCCGACAGUCUGGUGGUGGAAGAGAGUGCGGGGGUGGAGUUCACACCCGAGGAGCUGCAGCGCCUUGCCGAGUACACCACGGGCUUCCCACUGUACCGCUACGACUGCGCCCCCUCCGAGUGCCCCGAGUGCCUGUCAGCGUGGUACACACACCAGAUUUACCAGUACGAAGGAUGCUAUCUAGAUACGUUAGUUGCCCCUAGGGCCACGCGGCCGGACUCGACCUCAUCGAAACACAGAAGCAAAAAACAUUCUUCUAAUAACAACAACAACGAAAGAGACCCAGGCGGAGUGUUAGCGGAAGGUGCAGACUCCGAGGGUUGUGUUUUUGCCCCUGCGACAGCGGACGAUGUCACCUCGGAGGACAGGUCUUCCGAGGUUGAGCGUGGCAGCACUAACAUCACCAACACUACCACCACAACGACCUGUCUCAGUCUAGCUUCAUCGUCGUCCUCAUUAUUUUCGUCAAGCGGCAAGGAAAGCGGCUGGCCAUACAGCAAAGGCGCGCGGCAACUGUGGGACAUUGACGUGUCGCAGGCGGGGCGGCGCAACAGUCGCGAGCAACGAGGGGACAACCCUUUCGCUGACAGUGUGUACCUGGACCUGACGGGCACCGACGUGUCCAUCUCCGUAUACUAUCACCACAGCCUGAUGCAGGACGAGGUGGCCCGUGCCACUAUGGCCACUUCAGCCGCCAUGCUGUCGCCCGCCUUCUGCGCCGCUGCCGCUGCCGCCGCCGCAGCCGCGUCGUCAUCCCUGUACUCCGCGUACUACUCCACCUUCGCGGGCUCCGCCAUAUACAGCCUGCCCAUGCCGCUGACGCUUUUCAGCGAGGCUGCCUUGCCCAAGAUCGCCAUGGUGCCACCCCACGAGCUCAAGAAGUUCACAACAACAGCGCCUCCUCAGAGACAGUGGAUUGUGGCAUCCCAACCAGACACAAAACGUCCUUCAGCCAUCUUCAGUGUGCUGUGCUACAACGUGCUGUGCGACAAGUACUGCACGCGGCAGAUGUACGGGUACUGCCCGGUGUGGGCGCUGAACUGGGAGUACCGCAAAAAGGGUAUCAUGGACGACAUCCGCAGCCUCAACGGCGACAUCAUCAGCUUACAGGAGGUAGAGACGGACCAGUUCUUUAACUUCUUCUUGCCGGAACUGAAGCGGGAUGGCUACGACGGCAUCUUCUCGCCGAAGUCUCGUGCACGCACCAUGACAGAGCAGGAACGCAAGCACGUUGACGGCUGCGCCAUCUUCUUCAAGAAGGCCAAGUUUAGCUUGCUAGAAGAAAAGCUGGUGGAGUUUAACCAACUGGCGAUGGCCAACGCUGCAGGGUCGGACGACAUGCUGAACCGCGUCAUGACCAAAGACAACAUCGGGCUGGUGGCGCUGCUGGAGACCAAGCCUCCCAUAUUUGAGAACGGCAUGCCUCCUGAGCCUCAUACACGGCAGCUGCUGCUGGUGUCCACAGCCCACAUUCACUGGGACCCCGAGUUUUGUGAUGUCAAGCUUGUCCAGACCAUGAUGCUGAUGUGCGAGCUGCAGCGUUUUGUAGAAGAAGCCACUCGAAAGUACACCCUGCCUUUCCCAGGCCCAUAUGACUGCAACUCAAUUCCUUUCCUUUUCUGUGGUGAUCUGAACUCCCUGCCAGACUCAGGAGUGAUAGAAUUCCUUACAAACGGACGAGUUGCUGUAAAUCACGAAGAUUUUAAAGAUAAUGAGUAUGAUCACUGUAUGAAGAAGAUGAGCAAUGGUGACAAGGACCACAUAUACCACAACUUCCGGCUUGCACGUGCCUACAAUGACAUCAUGCCAGCCACAAAUUUUACCUAUGACUUCAAAGGAAUCAUUGACUACAUCUUCUACUCAAGGGACCAUCUGAAUGUCUUGGGAAUGCUUGGGCCAUACGAUGAGGAGUGGUUCCGGCAGAACAAGAUUCUUGGCUGCCCACAUCCUCACAUACCAUCUGACCACUUCUCUCUCUUUGUGGAGAUGGAAAUGCCCAUCCGCUUGCCUCCACCAGGUCGUGGUGCUCCUCUCCCACCUCUGCCCAAGCCCAGAUAGUCAGCAACCUCCGUGUCCCUUUUCUUGGCAGGCUCAGGGAGGCAGGACCAGUCUUGGCUCUUGGCAAUGUCUGAGUGUUGCCUCAUUUGGAAGGCAUUGUGUCGCAGAGUUUUACUUCAGUGAACUUAAGCAUGUUUGUGUGUGCAACAUGCUGCAUGCUUGUGUGAGUGUGUGUUGUGCAUGGCUGUUAUUCGAGCAAGCUGUGGAAGCAGCUUGGUGUAUGGCCUAGUCUUCUGGUGCCAAGGUGUGAACCAAGCUGGACGGUGUGGUGAGCACCGAAGAGGUGCGUUUGGGAUUCAGGACUGUUGUCAGGCUGAGUCUGUUUGGCAGCUCAAUGGACACACAAGUGACACAUCAUGUUACAACACGUUGUGGAUGCUUUGCAUGCGUGUGCAAGCAUAUAAUCAUUUUCUUGUCAGUAAUGUGUAUUCGCCUGCAUACAUAUGCCGUCGUCUCUCACAUUCGCUCACAUAUAACCUUACAACACAGCAUGCCAGAAGGACUGUACUGUUACUCAAAUCUUCAUGCAUUAAUGAUUAUUCAAAUCUACAUGUCUGAUAGUAUCAUCAGGUUUCGUUUCAGACUGUGUGACUUGAAUGACUCCUUAAAGCUUCAACAAGAAAAAAUGGCCUCCAUUUUUCAAAACUCAUGUCUAUUAUUAGUGUUUUGUGGUGAUAUUGAUGAAAAUGUUGACAUAUCAGGAUGCCAGUGGGAUUUUUGUUUCCUCUUCAUAGAACUCUGCACUUCUUAGGUAAAUUCAACAUUGCAAAGUCAGGUAAGAAAAUAUUGAAAAGUUAUGUGUAAGACAAACUUGCUUUAUUGUGGAAAAAACAUGUCAGAUGUUUUCCUCAGUCCUAUUUUUGUUGCUCUUUCUGUUGCUGUAUUUUUGAACUUAUUGCUGAAGAUGCACCUGACUUGAGGUAUUAUUUUUAUUGCAUUCACAAUUUUAAAUGUAUGUGAUUUCCAUUAUUUUAUCACUGCCAUGUUGUGGCCUUUGUUGCCAGACAUUAGCCAUGCAGUCCUCCUGAGUGUGUCAUGAACAUGGGGCUUUGUAAGGGAUGUUUUAUGUGUCUGCAUUUUAUGAGCUAGAGCUUAGCGCUCUGUUUUCCACCUUUUUUUUAAGUUUAAAUAAUUUUUUUACUUUAGCAGAUAUAAGGUUUGCCAACAUGCGAAAAAUGAAGGAAAUCGCAGCCGAAAAAGAUUUUUUUUGUCAGUGAGGGAAGUUUUGCAGAGUGGUGACAAGCUUUAUGAAAAUGACUUUUCCAGCAGUGCGCAAGAUAUUGACUUCCAUGAAAAUGUGAUCCAGCGCUCACGCUGUCCACAAAUUAAAGCUACAAUUAUUUUUGUCAUUAUACUGCAUUUAUUUAGGUUUUAUUUAGAAGUCAGAAUGUGGUUGCCAAUUGACCUGGAAUUCUAACAUAAGGAAAUUAUAGGCUAGUUAUACAUUUUCUUCACAUAAAGGCAAGCAGUUUCUUUUUUACAUGCUUUUCAUAUAUAUUAAAAGAUUUUUGUAUUUCCUUUAUGGGUACAAAUUGGAAAAGAACAACACUUUUAUUUUUCGUUUUUUGAGUUGGACAAAAUGUGGCUGGUUCAAAUGAGAUUCACUGGGAAUAAAAGCUUGUCUUCGUGGAACAGACUAAUGCAGUGGCAGUGGUGAUAAAAUCAACUCAAUCGCUGGACAGCUGUAUUUCUAACUUGACACUUAGCUGAGGGCUUUCCAAUCCACAAAAUAUGCGACCAAGCAGUGCCUGAUGACAAAAAUCUGCCAUGGCUUGCUGCCUUCAUCCACCAAGUUGUAUAUCAUGAGUACUUGUCUGAUAUACUUUUCGAAGAUAAAUUGAAAUUGUUUCCUUUUUAAAUUGAAAGCAAAGUAGACAUCUGAAAUACCACCAUUUGUCACAAGUAACCAUUUAUGCUGAGAAAUGUUUUUAAAUGAUUCAUGGCAUGUUGCAAUGCUCGGGAUAAUUUCAUAAACCACAAUGCAUGCUUGCACAAUCCAAAGCCAUCUUCUUAGCCUACAUUUGUAAUCCUUCUAAAUAUGCAGAUCACGUCAAAAAGAAUUAAUUUUUCAUCCAUGUUGCUUUGUUUGCUGUUUAACACCACUUGCAAGCUACUAUGACUAUAAACUUAAAACCAGAAAGAGCUGAUAUAACGGAUGUUGGGAGGCUUUGUUCCAUGAAACUUUAUAAGGGAUUGCGUGCAGAGCUAAGAAUAAAGUGGAAGGUACUCUGAAAUCGGGGAAAACUGUCCCAGAUAAAUUGGCCGUUGUUUCUAAAUAAUGUAAGCAGUAGUCUGCAACCAUCUUUUCUCCGUGAUUUAUCUUGGCUUAAAUAAUGCCUUUAGUUGCAGUCUGCAUUCAGAAAAAAAUAAUGUUGGUUAUGUUUUUUUCACAUUUCAGCAAUUUCUUACACUGAUUACAAAGACACAAGUCCAGAAGGUGGUAGUAAUAAUGGUUAACUGUUAAAAAAACAAUAUAGGAGCAUCAGUAUGCUUUUAUUUCCCCAUCCAUAGUUGGCUUCAUAUUUCUUUCUAGCUUGAAAGCAAGGGAGUGUAGGGCUUCCAGCUUGCUUUCAAAAUGUGAAUUUUUUUUCCCUUAUUAUCUGUUCUAGAGUAUUCUGACCCAUACUUCUCCCUGCCCCGUGCAUGUGUUGCUUGGUGAAUAAAGUUUUCUCAGUAGUACAUCAUUGACUUAUUGGGGUCUACUCAAAGUUGUUUCCACAUGCUUGUAUGUUUAGUUAGGAUCUUUACAAUUUAACCAAGUUUUAGAUUGAAAUGCUUCACCAUAAAGGCAUUUGUAAGGUCACUCCCCAUCAUCAUUAGUGCAUAUUUAAUACUUUGUUUGCCAUUUCUCAUUUUGUGUAUCACAGUCCAAAGGAGGCUUUUGCCCAGAUCAGCAGCUCAUUCAUUUUAUCUCCAGUAAAUCAAAAUGAAGCAAUCUGAGAACUACCUGGUUCUUCUGUCUGUUUCGCAGACAAGAGAUGUCACGUAGUUUGUCAACACACAAAGAUGUGUAUAUACAGUUUGUAAAAUGAACAAGCAUUAAAUGAAACUGAAUUCAUUGCACAUCCAAGACAGGAGAGUCCACAGAGGUGUAAUUAUUUCUGGUACAAGCACCAGGUUGAUUACACGAAGCUCAUCUGUGAAGCCUCCAUCUUUUCCCUUUCCCCUUUAAGUUUCUGUCAUGGAUACACAAUGGAUCCUUGUGUGUUGAGUGGAAGUAGGCAUAAGGUUGAAAGUAAUUUAUUGCCCUUGAUUUCUGGAGGCGAAAUUAUUUGGACCAAAAUCUGCUGGAUUGGAGCUAGCUUGGCAAGAGUCACCUCAGACCUUUUCUCAUUUGUGUUUCUCCUAAAAGAAAUUCCAUGAUCUGUGUUGUGUGGAUAGAAAAGUAACAGUUAUGGUCAUGACAGCUCUCUCUUCACAGAUCAUCAACUUUGGCAUUGCUUUCCUGCUUCUUGAUAGUUUUUUUUUUUGUUUUUAAACCCCACUGCAGAGAAAUUCAGGUAAAGAAAAUGUGCCACUUUACUGCCAUAUUUUGUGUGAGAAACGUGCUGUGAUUUAUUGGAAAUAGAACAAAGUAUUAACCUGUUUCGAGAGUUUUAUUUGUCAAGAAAUGCAUACAUAGGUGUCUGUUGUCUGUAGUUUUAUUGCACAAAGCUUGGUUCUCAUUUCACUGAGCACUGGUAUAAGGAUGUGUGUGUGUGUUUUUCCACCAAAGGCUAUGUGGCUUCAAGGUGUGUUAAGAGUUUAAUGUUGCUAGGGAAUUAUGUGUUAAGCUACUGGUUUCUCUCCUGGAGUAGGGCAUGUAAGGUUAGUGUUUUGCACAUCCACUAUUAAAACCAUAACCAUUUCAAUAUAAGUCGUAUUCAUUGAAAAUACUAUUUCUUGUUUGCACCAUUUUUUCCCCACUGCUCACUUGGAAGAAAAAUUCUGAUGUUUUUUGCACGGGGGUUUCUGCUGCGAAAAUCUUCUGUCGAAAUCUCCUUCAUUCUUUUGACUUCUGAACAUUUAAGAAUGUGACAAUUGCCUUUUUUUAACACAAUUUAUUUUUUGAAAUUUGUCAAGAAUACUUUUUUUUUUAACCUUUCCUUGAGUUGCUGUGCUAUUGUGUUUGAAAGUUGUGCUAGUUGUUUUUUAAUCCUCCUCCCUAUUGCUAUUUUAAUAAGAACUGUUGUUGACCUAGAUAAACAUGAAUUUUAAAUUUAAAUAACACGAUUAUUAUCAGGAGAACAAUUAUUAUAAAUGUGGCUUUCUGACCUAUAUGCCACAGUCUAUUUUACCUGUUUUGUGUAUUUCUGAACUCUUUACGGUUCAUUGUUUUUUGCCUGUCCACUAAAUAAACUUGGUUUUUUUUUUUAUUAUAUAUGUUCAACUGAACAGUAAACAGGUCAUUGCUUCUGUGAACUUACCCCUCCCCUUCUACAAAAUAUCAGUAUUUAAAAAAAGUGAAAAUUAUAAUUUUAUUUAAAGUACUCAUCAUCUAUAAUUUAGUUUAGUCCUUGUUACUUCUGGAGGAGUAUAGGGCCGCAACAACACCUCGCCAGUGGAACCAGUUUUGGGCAGCCCCCUUCAGCUGAACUCCUCUAUAAUUUACUCCCUUGCAAAAACUGGUAGUGAACAUAAAAUAUUCCAUCUUUAUUCAAAUGUACAGGCAUUCACUUGAGAGCCAUGUUUAUUCAUUACUUUAUAGGACUUUCAUCUCUAACGGACAAUGUUUUAUUUAAUCGAGAGGUUUGGUAUAAACUAGUGCCUGUUUUUUGUUGUUGUUUUUUUUAAAUGUCAGCUUUAGUUUUAACUUGUGUGUGUUUUUAGCUCCUGAUUAUAUCUGCACUCAGUGCUUGCAGAAAUAGUUCUUUGUUCGUAUGGGGAGUCAUGUACCAUUAUUUGUCUCAUGCACAAACAUGAAGGAUAUUUUGACUCAUCUGUUCUUUGAGCAUGUAAGUCUCCAGAGCAUAUGGCAGCAGCCCAAAGCAGCAACAUUUGACGGGUCAUCCACUGCCUGUCCCAUUGACCCUGUGCUAUAUAAAAAGUCAUCUAGAUUGUACUCUUUUGUGCUCGAUUUCACUUCUUGCUGCUUGUUCUGUAAUGAUUAUUUCAAGUUUUGCCUAAAUGUAGUCCUGAGAUUUUAAUGUGCUUUGUUGAUUGUAAAUUUUGUUUUUCCAUGUUAAAUCAUGAUAGUGCAAGACGCAGGGACCACAUCUGUCCCCUCCUACAGGGUUCCUUGUUCAGCACUUCUGGAGGAGAAUUGCAUCAGAAUGUAGAAUAGCCAUGCAUCUGUCAUUGUUUAAGUGGGUUUUGUUUUGGUUUGGUUUUUUGUUUUUUUUUUGGCCCGAAUUCUUUAGAAAACCCGAAGUCCUGCAGGACACAUAUGCUUAUUUUGAAGAUACGUCCAUAAGCCUAAAACUGCAAGAAGUAAGUCAUAAGAUUGUACAGCAGACUUCGUCUUAAGUAUAGAAAACAGUAAUUUAACAGUUUGAUGCAUUGGACAGUUAGAUGACAAAUAGAAUGCUGUAGAGAUAGAUUACCUGUGAUAUUUUUUAACAGUAUCAGAUGUCGCAUAUCUCAAAAGUGAGGAGUUUUCUUGAAAGCAGUUUCUGUAAAUCUGUAAUCAGGUCUCUGUUAGACAAUUGAUUUUAGAAGAAAAGAAAGAGGGAUUUUUACAACCCAUUGAUUUCAAAAUAAAUGUUUGAUGCGAAGAUUUGUUUUUGACAAUAUUUGAGAGCUCUUUAGAAGUAGAGAUGACAUCGCUACUGGUAAUAAAAUAUUUUAACAAAGUGCUUCAUGUAUAAAUGUUAUUGAAUAGUCAGAAACAAUGGCCGUUGAACAAAAGAAAAAUUCUGUUAAGAAAUGUGGGCAUUCAGUCUAGACCUCUGUAAGGCAGUCUUCUCCUUUUCCUGUUUUGUCUGAAGUGUUAUGGUUGGUCAGAAUCUGCUGCAUAAGUGCCUCCAACAGGAAUGUGUUGAAACAUGCAGAUACUUGGGUGGCCAUUUGUUUACAGGCUUCCUUCAGUUGGUGAAUGAGUAAAUAAGGCUUUGUUAAGGACAUUGGAUCUGUUUGUGAUCAGAGGAGCAUCUCUAUCACUUAACUGCUCCAUCAGAUGGUGGUUUUUUUCAAUUUGGUAUGUUGGGGGGAAAUGUCUUCACCAACGUUGUUUCUUACGCUGGUUUAUGACAAGUUUCAAACUGUAUUUUCCAUGUAUUUGCCUCCGGAUAUAAAGUCACCACUCUUUAAAAGCAACAAAAUUAGAAAUUUUUGGCAGUCACCUUGGGAUUUUUCUUUGGAUGUUUCCACUCUCCAUCUUCCUAUGGGGUGAAAGUGUAUCAGUGAUUUGUGUACUGCCCACAUCCUAAACUCUUUUGGCAACUUUUUUUCUACUGCAUGGCAGCUGCUGGUGUUAUGAACACCUUAUGCAUAGAAGUUCAUCACUGGCAGUCUCCUGGUGCUUCUGCCUAAGGUGUGGAGUAGCUUGCUGGAUUCCACAAACAGAUGCAACUCUCCAGCAUCUUCACGAAUUUGAAAAACAGAUGUUUAGCAUGGCUAGCUGAGUUGUUUAUUCCAUAGGCAGCAUAGUGAACCAUAAAAAGUAAAUGCAUCUUUCACAGCUUAUUCCCCUAGUAUAGAAAGCCUGACUACUAAACUGUUGGUGAACAAUUUCUAUACAAAAUAUAUGGAUUCUCAAAGGAUUUGUCUUUUAAUCUCAUCUAAGAGCUUUUAUAGAGAUGUAUAGUUGACAGUGCAUUGAAACUGGCACAGCUGUCAGGCAGCAGCAUGAGUGUGGGGUUGUGUGCUUUGAACAUUUUCCAGUAGUACAAGAGGUCAUGAACUAAACUGUUCAAAUUUCCUGAAGAGAUUUUCAGCAUCUUAAAAAUAAAGAAAAUGCUUCUUGGGUAUCAGUGUUACGUAUUGCAAACUGGAGUCCUGUUAUGGCAGUAUUCCCCUACUGACAUGGCCUCAGAAUUUUACUGAAGCAUGUUACACAAAAAGUAUUUGCCAAGCAAUAUCAAAUUUUAUCAUUGGGUUUUGUGGGUUUCUGUAAUUGUAAUGUGAAUCACUUCAAUAACAAUGCUGUGGCUGACCAUCUUGACUUGUGUAGGUUUAUUUUCUUUAUCUUUAGAUUUUAAGCAACUGCAGUCAGAUUUAUCCACCCCCUUCUUUGCUAUCAACAAUAGUCGCCAGGAGCAUGAAAAUGUGUGGCAUUCCGUCCUUUAAUUACCUAGGCAUCCACACCAAGUCAUUUAAAAAAGUAAAGCAAGAAGUAUGUAUACUUGCAGUUGUUUUCUUUAGUUAUAAGUCCACUAAUGUUGAUUGUAAUUAUAGGACAACAUCCAGAAGAUAUUUAUGGUCAGUGCAAUCUAUGCGGCAACAAUGCUCUCCAAAUCCUUUGAAGGGAAAAUGCAGUGCUAUACUAGGAUCAUCACAUGGUGAUCUCAUUUUCAACCACCAAAUUUUAAGGUGAACAUAAUGUGUGUACAUGUACCUGACAUAAAGGUAGAAGUAUUACAGCAACACCGAGUGCUCUUAGCUGCCUCCCUGCUACCCAAGUUUAAAAAGAAAAUAGCUUAUUUUUCACUAUACAUCUUUCUCGUGAAAUGGGUUCAUUCAUGACUGCAUCCGAUAGUUUUUCUUAAAUGAAACAGAUAGGUACUUACACGUGUUGUGCUUGCUGGCAGUGCCAAAAGAAGUGUGUUUCAGCGGUUAAAAAUAUCAUUUGGGGAUUCAUUUGGGAGAGGGGGGAACAGGGUCAAGGGGAAUGACAUUCCUGUGUCUUGCAACAAGAAAAUACUGUCAUCCCAGUCCUCUGUUUUGCAUUUAGACCUAUUUGUAUAUUUUGUGUCCUUUUCUUAUUAAAUACUUUGAAAUAUAAAACCACGGGGACAUA
Pomacea canaliculata is the source of this 14448-nucleotide messenger RNA. RefSeq names its product CCR4-NOT transcription complex subunit 6-like. Gene Ontology annotation, molecular function: protein binding; poly(A)-specific ribonuclease activity. NCBI's taxonomy places the organism in Eukaryota, Metazoa, Mollusca, Gastropoda, Architaenioglossa, Ampullariidae. Gene Ontology annotation, biological process: nuclear-transcribed mRNA poly(A) tail shortening. Bases 3666 to 6572 code for a protein of 968 amino acids. Gene Ontology annotation, cellular component: CCR4-NOT complex; cytoplasm; nucleus. The record is from RefSeq and is a predicted model, not a curated record. The transcript is spliced from 8 exons.